AAGAUGGCGACGGCCACAAUGCCGAACUCGAGGCUUCAAAUCGUCCACAAACCACUGAGAGACGUCACAACGUCCUCUUCUUACACUCAGUCUUAAAAAGCUCUCUCCUGUUUUCCUGCAGAAAACGUCCCGGUGGAGCUCCGGGAGCCGCUCUACAAGGACCAGUAUGAACAGGAGCACCUGAAGCCGGCCGUCUCCACGCUCCUCCUCUCGCCGGAGAGCUACUGCAGAGCUCAGGCACUGCUGGCUCAGGCGCACGGGGUCUCUCUGCCGGCGGCGCAGGGGCCCCCGGCGGACAACUCGGCUCUGCUGCAGCUCCUCAUGAAGAAAGGUUUAACUCCGAAGGUCCAGGACGGAGACGUCACCAAGGACGACCUCAGCUUCAUCCCCAUCAAGACGAGUUCAUCUUUGCUGUCCUGGGUGAAAUGUGUUGAGUUAAAUCGCGUCGUCUUGCAGAAGGCCCACCUCGCCCUCAUCGACGCCCUGAUGACGCUGGCGGCCAGAGAGGCAGUGGGCAGCGUGACGAUGGCGGCGGAGGCGGAGCAGACGGGCGUCGGGGCUCCGUGGGAGAACGCUCUGCUCUUCUGGGUCAACAGGCUGAACCAGAAGUUGAGAGAAACCACAGACGAAGAAGAGCCCACCAAGUCUCAGACAUGUACAGACCUGCAGACGGCUCAGGACACGUGUCAAUCCAACCGCUGGUACUGGAAGCUAGUCCCCCAUGCUAUCGCUUUUUGUUUGAAGGAGUCGGGGAAUAAACCGCCAGUGGUAACGUAUAACGCCUCCUCCUCCUCUUCCUAAUCCUCACCCCCCUCCUCCUCCUCCCUCCUCACCCCCCUCGUCUCCCGUAUAUUGACCAGACUCGACCGACCAAUCGCCACACCCGUCCCACGCUGUCGACCAAUGACUGACUUAGUUUGCACACUGAUCACUAUUCUAACCCCGAGGUUGUUUAUUCAUGUUUCAGGGCGGCGUUUCUGUUAUUGUUCUUUAUAUUUGUGCACAUUAACGGAAUGAUUCACUUCAUUUAUUAUCUGAUUCUCUGUGUGUGUGUGUCUGUGCGUGUGUGUGUGUGUGUCUGUGUGCGCGUCUGUGUGUGUGAGAGUGUGU
This is a messenger RNA of Anarrhichthys ocellatus (wolf-eel), 1110 nucleotides long. Its product is annotated as calmodulin-regulated spectrin-associated protein 2-like. Bases 322 to 801 code for a protein of 159 amino acids. NCBI's taxonomy places the organism in Eukaryota, Metazoa, Chordata, Actinopteri, Perciformes, Anarhichadidae. Gene Ontology annotation, biological process: cytoplasmic microtubule organization; negative regulation of microtubule depolymerization. The transcript has 5 exons. Gene Ontology annotation, cellular component: microtubule minus-end. Gene Ontology annotation, molecular function: calmodulin binding; microtubule minus-end binding. The record is from RefSeq and is a predicted model, not a curated record.